Molecule: messenger RNA, 2177 nt
Organism: Naegleria gruberi
Lineage: Eukaryota; Heterolobosea; Eutetramitea; Acrasida; Naegleriidae
Exons: 1
Coding region: 1-2151 (716 amino acids)
Biological process (GO): ribosomal small subunit export from nucleus; ribosomal small subunit biogenesis
Cellular component (GO): nucleus; preribosome, small subunit precursor; cytosol
Source: RefSeq, a predicted model, not a curated record
AUGCCACCAAAGUCUAAAAAGAUCGACAAGAAGAAUAGUAUCACCUUCAGAUUGUUCCAAGGAGGUAACGAUGGUAAAACCACAGUCUGGGUACCAACUAACUUGGAAGAACAAAGUGAAAAAGCAAAGGAAACAUAUGAACAAAUUAAACAAACACUUGGAGAUGCUAUUGAAGAGGAGGAAGAAGAUGAAGAGGAACCAAAAGUUAUGUACGGUCUUCAACAAAUGAUUGAUAUGAAUGAUGAAGAUGACGAAGAUGAUGAAGAUGGUGACUAUGACGACGAAGAUGAAGAUGAAAUUGGUGAUGAAGAAACCGAAGACAUGAAAAAGGAAAAGCAACGUAAAACUGUUGGUUUUCUCUUCCCUGAUGAUGGCUACGAUUAUUCAAAACAUAUCCGAAAUAUUGGUGGUGGUACUUAUAUGAGUGCUUUUGGCCAAAAUUCGUUACAACCAUCCACACUUCUUUAUUCUGAAAGUCAAGCAGAAGAACCUGUUUUUUCUGAUGAAGACGAUGACGGAGACUAUGAAGAUGUUGAUGAUGAUGAGGAUUAUGAAGAUGAUGAUGGGGAAGAGGAAGAACCAGUUAAGAAGCCAACUAAACCUGUAGUAACAUCUCAAACAACAACAACAAAAUCAUCAGAAAAACAAAAACCAACAUUGGAAGAACUUAUUUCUCGUAAAGGUGCAGAUGCUGAAGAAAUUGAUCUUGAAGAAGAAGAGGAACAAAAGAAGAAAGCUAUGGAUGAACCAUUUAAAUUGAAAACCGAUUUUAAAGCCUACGGUUUAGAUAAGUAUGGUUCUGGUAAACUUGAUAGAGAAAUUGAAACAUUGUUGGAAGAAGAAGAUAAACCAGAAGAGGAUGAAACAGAAGGUAAAAAGGAUGAUCCUUUGGAAAAGUAUGGUGAUGAUUAUGAUGAUUUCUUUGGAGAACUUGUUCAAGAUUUGAAGGAACAAGCCGAAGAAGAUGAUGAUAUGUAUGAGGAUGUGGAUGGAGCUAAAGUUUAUCAAUUUGAUAACGAUGCAGAACUUCCAUUGGAUUUAUUAAAGAAGUUCUUACCACGUGAGGAAUUAUUAUUAAUUGAGGAAGAGGAAGCUAAAAAGAAGAAGGGAGGUAAAACUGCUGUUGCCACAAAACCAUCAGCACCAACAACAAAAUCGAAAGCUACACCUGCCACAACAAAAUCAUCAAAAACAACUUCACAAAAGAAGGUUACUUUUGUGGAUGAAGAAGGAGAUGACGAUGAUGAAGACUGGGAAGAUGAUGAUGGCGAAGAUGGUGGAGAUUGGGAAGAUGUAGAUGAGGAAGGUGACGAAGAAGAAGAGGAUGACAAAGAAGAUCAUGCAUAUACUGUAUCAGAAAAUAGAAAACAAUUCGAUCAAGAUUUUGAAUCAUUCUAUAAGAAUGCUUAUUCUGACGAUCAAAUUGGUGAACUCGACGAUGAUAAUCAAAAACUUAGGGAAGGAACUGAAUACGAUCCAAAGAAGAUGAAUGAUUUAUUGGAAGAUUUCUUUACAGAACAAAGAAGAAAGUUUGGAGCUGGUGAAUUCAAGAGAAGUAAUGAAAUAACAGAUGAAGAAUUAAGAGAAAUUGAAGCUAAUCUCCCAUCAGAUAUGAAGGUUUAUCGUAGAGAAGAUUUAGAAAAAUUGAAUGAAUUGCCAAAGGAAGAACGAUUAAAGAUGGCUCUUAGACAACUCGAUAGACAAGAAAAGGACGAAUCAAAGGGUGAAACUGAAGUAAUAACGAUACCUGAAAAAGAUAAUAGAUGGGAUUGUGAAACUAUUUUAACAAGCUAUUCGAACAUUUAUAACCAUCCUUCAAUUAUUGAUGACAGACCUGGAAGAAAGAAAAAGAUUGUUCUCUCAGAAAAGUCAGGUAUGCCAAUUGGCGUUGUUGGUAAACAACAGGUUGACCUUAAUGAAGAAGAAAUUGAUGAAGAUGAUUUUGAAGAAGUUCAAAACCUUGGUGAAGCAAGAAAGAAGGGAGAAACCAAAGAAGAAAAGAAGGAAAGAAAGCAAAAGAUGAAAGAAUUAAAACAACAAAAGAGAGAAAUGAAGAAGACCUUAAAGACAACUUUCAAAUCCGAACAAAUGAAACAGCAAAAGGAUUCAAUCAACCCAGCCAACCAACAAAAGGUUGUUGUCAAAUAUUAAAAACCAAUUUUGUCAAAACAACAAAA